AUGGGUGACCCGUCGCCGACUGCCGGACGUUCAGGAAAAAGAUGUGUUGUUUUCGGUUGCAGCAACACCAGUAAAGAUGGAGUUUCCCUUCAUUUCUUUCCAUUGAAGAAUAAUGAUAUUUGUAGAAAGUGGACUUCAUUUGUAACAACGAAAAGGAAGAACUGGGCCGGAGCCACCAAACAUUCUGUAAUUUGUUCGAAACAUUUCGACAUGUCCUGUUACCCGGCGAAGUAUAAGAUCAUGGAAAGUUUAGGCCAGUCAGUCCGAAGAAAGGACCUGCUUCCAGAUGCUGUUCCAUCUAUACACGCUUCAGAACCAAGCCCGAUGUCUAAUAUUACAGACACGCCACCACCGCCAAAGAGACAAAGAAUGGCUUUUACUAAGAGAGAAAAUGCUAGGAUACUGUCACAGCAUUUCCAAGCAACAGAACUGAUGGAGAUUGACCAUGAUGUUGACAACGGUUCGAAUAAUACCAUGGUGUGCGGUAUGGAGAGUGAUAACUCAACACCACAUACACCAUCAGGAUCAACAACAGCUUUAACAAGAACCUAUGGUUGCCAAGUAGGUUUGAAGAAGCCAGCAAGAAGGUCAAAGAAAAUACAAACAAGUUUUAAAACUCAUAACCAAGUAUGUCAGACGACAUCCAAUGAAUGCAAGUCUGUGGCCAUCCAGUGUGAUAUUAUAAAACCAGAACAAACGUCAAACACCAACAUGUGCGAGGACCACAAUCUUACUUUUGAUCAUGAUGGCACAGAGGAGGACAAUGGAGAUAUGGAUGACCAUAGUCCCCAAGAAGACUUGCUUGACAGUUCAUUUAAUGCGUCAUUUCAGAGUGAAGCAGAUGAAGAUGUUGACUCUGAUAGCAACAUAGAUGAUGAAAGGGAUGAUGGAAGAGACAGAAAAUUUUUGGUUUACGAAUCAGAACUCCUAAAAUUAUUUUCAGCAUGCCCAAGAUGCUCCAGCCCAACAUUUGGACAUAUUCAACAGCUGCGCGGUACAGCAGUGAAAAUUCUACAGGACUGUGGUUUUUGUUCCUAUACCAAUGUUUGGAAGAGCCAACCAAUGAUCGGGUCAAUACCAGCUGGAAACUUACUGCUUUCAUGUGCAAUUCUGUUUUCUGGGUCGCUUCCAAGCAAAUCACUGCGGAUGUUCAACUUUAUGAACAUGGCCACAAUAUCUUGCGAUACAUUUUUGCAACAUCAGAGGUAUUUUCUUCAGCCAGCCAUAUUGCAAGUUUGGAAUGAGCAUCAGCAGUGCUAUUUGGACAGUGUGAUUCAAGAAAAUAGGGAAAUUGUAUUGGGAGGAGAUGGACGUGCAGAUACCCCAGGCCACUCUGCAAAGUAUGGCAGCUACACGAUGAUGGAUUUAGAUGAAUCCAGAGUAGUCGACGUGCAAUUGGUUCAGAGUAACGAAGUCAAAAGUAGCUACCACAUGGAAAAAGAAGGGUUGAUCAGAAGUGUGAAGACCUUCAAUGAUGCUGGAAUUACUAUACAGAAGAUUGUUACAGAUCGUCAUGUACAAAUUUUGAAAUGGGUCAGGGAAAAUAUGCCUAAAACAAAACACUGUGUAGAUAUCUGGCAUGUAGCAAAGGGAUUAAAGAAAAAACUGACAGCAAUAUCCAAGGAUAAAGAUUGUGAUGCCUUAACACCUUGGAUAAAGAGUAUCAGCAACCACCUUUAUUGGGUAGCUGCAUCAACUCCGUCUGCAGAUCCUUCCCUAAUGAUGGAAAAGUGGCAGAGUGUAGCAAACCAUGUACAAAACAUACAUGAAGGUCAUGGAUCUCUGUUUGAGAAGUGUUGUCAUGGUGACCUGUCCGGUAGAGAAAGGCAGAAGAAAUGGAUUAAACCAGCAACCAAGGUUAGUGAAAGACUAGAUGAUGUCAUUCUCUCCAACCAGAUGAAGAAAGACAUUCCUAUGUUGUCCACAGGACAACAGACUUCCAGCAUAGAGGCAUACCAUUCUGUCAUAAAUCAUUUUGCACCAAAAAUGAUUGGGUUUUCAUACCAUGGGAUGAUAUGUAGGUUGCAGUUAGCAGCCCUUCACUUUAAUGAAAACCGCUCCAAAUUACAAGCAGUCGAUAAAGACGGUGUGUUGCGUUACCGCUUGGAAUUUCCCAAAUAUAAAAAAGGAGAACAUAUCGUCAGGAAAGUCAAAGUUCAUAGCACCUUUGAUUACGUGGAAAAUCUUACAGAAGUUGUCAUGAGCAUGGCAGAAAGAUCUUCACUAGCAAAGCAACGAAUUCCUAUUCCACCCACAGUUCCUCCACCGUUGUGUCAUGACUUUCUUCACCCAGAUAUGUCGGAUGCCAUAGCAGGAAUGCAUUCAAGAUUUUCUAUGAACUUUUGAACUUAAUUUUUGAAGUGAAUACUUACCCUGCCGGUACAAACGUACCACUUUGAUUUAUGAUGCUAAUUUUUUUCUGAAAUCCACAUAUCUA
Molecule: messenger RNA, 2437 nt
Organism: Ylistrum balloti
Lineage: Eukaryota; Metazoa; Mollusca; Bivalvia; Pectinida; Pectinidae
Exons: 10
Coding region: 1-2346 (781 amino acids)
Source: RefSeq, a predicted model, not a curated record